UUUGCUAAACGGAUUGUACGCCCUCAGGAAACGAAUCAAACUUUGCAUUCGUUUCCGUUUUUUUAUUUCGUUUUAUUUGCUUCGACUCGAAAGGUGCAGUUCAUGGUGGAAACAUUAUGCAUGAAUUUGCUACCCUUGAAGAAACCGUAUGAGGCAGAACAGCUCAGCUGAAAAGCAGCAAAGUAGCCUUUAAGGAAGAUUCCCUAUGAAAGCAAAAAGUGCUCGUCGAUAAAUGUACGUUCAUUUGUAAACUAUUGAUAAUUUCAACGAUUCAAUGAGUCGUAAACGUGCGAGCAAGUCCUCUGGAGACUAUCAAAACUCUUAUUUCAAGUUACAAGGGUCGUGUUCACAAAAGUGCUGAAUAUCAUUAGACAUCAUUUACUCCCGGAUUGCUUCAUUUCUUGUGCGUGGUGUAAAAUCGUCGAAAAUAUCGUAUUGUUCCAGUUCCAGCAGCAGCAUCGGUUAGGAAACGGAAAGAAAGCCCUGCUUACAGAAGAAAUUUAGUUGCCCGGCUGACGGGUUUUUCGGAUGAUCAGAGAACCAAGCCAGAAACAGAAGCAAAAAAGAACAUAUUACGGCAUUAAAUGGUAAUGCAUGCCAGGAAACCGCAACGUUUGUUAAGCGAUGGGUACCAUCAAUCUCAUCAGUAUCAGAAUUCUAAGUAUAGUUCCUCCAAACGGGACUACGAACGAGAAGCGGGUUCUCGAUCUACCAACUAUGGGCGGGAUAGAGACAACUCACCUACCGGAGGAACGUUGAAUAAUGAUUCCCCUCGGGACCGGGAGAGAGAUCGCGACCGCGAUCGUGAAAGGGAUAGAGAAAGGGAUCGUGAUCGAUAUCAAUCUUCAGGGUACACAAUGAGCAAGUUGCGAGACAAGGAGCGGGAGCGAGACUACAAAAAAGACAAAUAUUCAGAUUCGUUACGUUCGCCGAAGCGUAGUCGGACUGAACGAGACUCCGAUCAUCGAACUAUUCAUGACAGAAGAUUAAAAGCAGUGACACUGCUGGAUAAGCGUGGAGUUGCUGGUGAUGAUCGCGAACGCGAUAGAGAACGCGAGCGAAACGAGCGGGAACGAGAACGGGAACGGGAUCGGGACCGUUUAAGAGAUCGCGAACGCGACAGAAGUGGCAAUGGCGGAGGCAGUGGUAGCACUGUAAUAGGAGGCUCUAUUGGUGGCAGCACAGUUGGGGUGGUAGGAACCAGCUCGGCCACCAUUAUUGCAAAUGCUUUAAACAAUGCCAGUGGUAGUGGUUCUACUACCUCUGGUUCAAAUACUGCUGGAAACGCCGGUAUAGGCACUGUCUGUGGUGGGGGUACUGGUAACAGUAUCGAUCGAGACCGGGUAAAUCGAGUCGGCGACUGGAGCGAGCAUGUUAGUUCAUCUGGGAAAAAGUACUAUUACAAUUGUAAGACGGAAGUUUCACAGUGGGAAAAACCACGAGAAUGGAUUGAAAAGGAAAGCACACGCGUGUUGACUAAAGACCAGCAUCGCGAUUAUCGCGAUAAAGAACGCGACCGUGACAGGGAACGUGAUCGUGAUGAACGGUACAGUUCGUCAGUCAUCAAUCGGUCGGGAGUCUCGUCGUAUGGCAAGCAUUCCAGCAGCGGCAGCAACAGUAGUGGCAAGAAUAACACUCGUGUACGAUGGCAAACCCACGAAUCUGCGACAUCUCACCGGAGGCGAUUUGAUGGAGAAAAUUUGGAAAUGGAUAUAAGCCCAGGAGAUUCUACACCUACGUCCGAGGCAAGUUACUCACACUCAAGUACGCCGACCACUGCCCAACAGCAGCAGGGAGCACCAGGGCAUAAUUGUGCGGUGGGAGUUGGUAGCAGUGGCCACGCAGGGACAACAACAACGUCAACUGUUCCCUUGUCAGCGAAUUCGGUUCAACCGAACACCACUGGCAAUUGUGUUUCUUCGGAUGGAACGAGCCACAACUUGUCGGGACAUUUGCUUCAACGGGCUGUAAAUCCAACAGUAAACCAAACGGGAUCGUCAAACCACUCACAAGCAGUGUCGUCGAACCAUCAGCAGCAAUCACAACACAAUGUAACGUCAUCAUCGAGCUCGUCCUCAUCGUCAUCUUCAUCGUCUGGUAAUAGUGUAUCGUCCCCUUCACUGCAUCUCGCCUUGCAUGGUUCCGGCAGCACUGCCCCUAUACUACCGGGAGCACAUAUUUCGAUUACGGACGGAGCUAUGCUUAACUCAAAUACUCCUGGACCUCCACCGUCAUCGAUGACCAGCUCGCAACAAUUGCAUCUGCCAGCGCACCUGCAAUCGCAACAAAUAUCUACGCUUGUACAACGGUCACCGCAACAGCAGACGCCACAGUUAUGUCAACCCCCCAAUGUUCAUGGUUCUUUAAGUAGCACUAGUACCGGAAUCAAUGUUGCUACUUCUUUAGCAGGAUUACCGAAAAUUCUUUCGCAAAUAACUGGCAACAAAUCGAUAGAACACAAUGACCUCAAUCCUCAAAAAGCGCUUCAAACAAUUAAUAAUGCGCUUAUGAUGCAACAGCAAUCUCGUUCGCAAAAUUCCGGCACAGCGCACGAGUUGGGUGGAAAUAGUUCAUCGAUGGCUAGUUUAAGGGAGCAUGCUCUCAAUUCACCACUGUACAACGUCUCUAACUUGUCUCACCCGAUAAUGUCAUCAUCACUUUCCAGUGGAUCUGGAAAUCAUACGAAUCACAACACACAUAACCACACCACAAGUAGUCUUGGAAUAUCUCAGACAAAUAUGUUGCACGGCGGAGGACUGGGAGGGUGUAUUAGCAAUGUGGGUAGCAACAAUACAAUUCUUACGGGAGAUGGCCCUCCGACUCCAACACAGGAACUUGAUCUACCGCUUGUUGAUCAUAGGAAAUUAGAUGGACUAGGCAGUGUCGCUGUUACGACGACUGCAACCAGUGCUGUAAGCAGCCUGCAAAGUGUCAUGGCAUCGUCACAGUGUGGCCGAUCUCAAGGACCGAAUCUAACGCCUAGCUUAGCAAAGUAUUUUCGAGCUGAUUUAAUAUCCCAUGUCACUGGAUGGCCAUCAGAAAUUUUAGAAAAGACGGUUCAAAAGCUGUCGGAGGAGGCCCACAUUUUAGGUGAUUUACAAUGCAGCAAAAUAUCGGCCGAAUUGAAAUGUGCGAGGAGUUUAGUUAGAAUAACGGAAAUCACUGCAACAUUGCAGGAACAAAAAAUAAUGUAUCUACGGCAGCAAAUACGUAGAUUAGAGGAAUCCAAGUCGGAAAAUUCAUUCAUGUCAUCAGAUGAUCUAUAGCGCUAAUGUAUGAUUAGUAAGCAAGAUCAACAAAGUAUAACAAUACAGUACAGAAUAGAGCGAUCCGAUAGGCAACAUGUAUGAUUGUAAGUUUAUAAUAAAAUUUAAGAAAAUGUAUGAAAAAAACUAUAUGAUCCCUAAGAAAAAAUAAACAGAUACACAAAUACACACUUAG
Anopheles coustani is the source of this 3441-nucleotide messenger RNA. RefSeq names its product WW domain-containing adapter protein with coiled-coil homolog (gene wcy). Gene Ontology annotation, biological process: positive regulation of TORC1 signaling; regulation of autophagy. Gene Ontology annotation, molecular function: RNA polymerase II complex binding; chromatin binding. Gene Ontology annotation, cellular component: nucleus. The coding region runs from base 585 to 3266 and encodes 893 amino acids. The transcript has 11 exons. Lineage: Eukaryota; Metazoa; Arthropoda; Insecta; Diptera; Culicidae. The record is from RefSeq and is a predicted model, not a curated record.